This is a messenger RNA of Spirometra erinaceieuropaei, 33081 nucleotides long. The record is from the annotation of a GenBank genome assembly. Lineage: Eukaryota; Metazoa; Platyhelminthes; Cestoda; Diphyllobothriidea; Diphyllobothriidae.
AUGCGGGGCGUGGGCACUGUGGCCAACAGAGGUUCAAUAUUCAGCCAUUGCGUGCGCCUAUUUCGGAGACUCAGAGUAAGCAUUGCCACUAUAACAGAGUUCACUGGUAUUGUUGCAAUAACUAGGGGUUUUUAAACAUAGUUUCGCCUAGAAAGGACUACUUACCCAUGUUUCAGGUCGCACGUUAUUGUUAUGCGAUAGAACACUCAAAGCAUAUCCUCAAAAUUAGGUGUUACAGCCAUUGUAUCGCAUGUAACAGCGACGCCUGAAAAAAAAACAAACGCCACCAACAUCCCACUCAUGGUCAUUUUGUGAGGUUAGACUCAGCCCAUCGCCGCAUGAUGGUUUGGAACAAAAACUACUUCGGUUGAUUCAAACCUGUCACUACAAAGUGGAAAACACGUUAGUGCUAAUAGUCCGGAGAGUAAUUCCUUUGGUGUCGCGUACGUCCAUCAGGGCCGUGCUCCCUCACCAAUGCCGUUGAAUUACAAGAGAGAUUAGGUUCUUUAUAAAGUGCCGGAACACAAUCCGAUAGCCGCAGCAGGUUGUGGUACGUGUAUUGGGGAUCUAACAUACGUUGAUAACAUUACGAUACCGCCGUGCAGCUUUGCUGACAUUCAACUUACUGAGCCCCAUACAAACGCGAUAGCAGUCGAAGUGGGCCGAAAAGAUGAAGAAGAAGAUGAUGCUUCGGGUUUCACUGUUGAAGAUUUCUUCUCGACCAGGGAAGGCGUCGAAACUCCUGACUUAGUGACAACUGCCGUACCAGAUUGAACUUUUUGAUACACAGGCAAAAUAAGGAUGAUAUAGACUAUCAGGUCAACCGUGUGCGCAGCAUGCACAUGAGGCUCUCUAAACUCUUCUCGUUGAUUAAGACAGUUCGGCCAUGCACAUCACCGACCCGAGAGGGAUGUUGUCCGCGAUGUAAUCACGCCCGAACUGAACUUUGCGUGGAGACAUCGCCCGGUUUGUCAAUUGAAGGUGAGGGUGGAUGCAGUGAACGCUGACUUAAACAUACAUUUGAUUCUUCCGUCUGCGGGGCUGGCCUGCUAAGUGACUCACCCUCGUUCGUAAGCCUGUCUCCGACAAGACAUUAAUCCGGAUAUUAAAAGCGUUAGGUUGUCUUCUCGUAGUCGACAAAGUUGAGAACACACUUGAUGACCGCCAGCGAUAUUUUGAAAGGCUGACAGUUUGGCUGCCUACGAAGCAACCUCGUCAUACCCCGAAUAAAUAGAAAAGUGGAUGCGCAUAUUAAAAAAUUAGAAAUAGCUUGCUUGAUCUUCAGCCAUGCAUGUCUUUGGCAUGAUGUCCAUCCGAUAGUUAGUGACAAGUUGAGCUUUUUUGACCCUAAGUUUCUGUUCGUUUAUUGUGACAAAGCUAAUCAAUCAGUUAUUUAUAGAUCAGUCUGCACUAUGAUAUGGCCCGUUGCAUUUUGUUCACCACUGAUCUCAUGCUGCAUGCUUCGGUUGAGUGUUUCACUUUCUAUACUUUCGAAACGUGAGAGAAGCCGGACUUUGGGUGCAUUUUUUCUUUCUUUUAGCCUUUAAAGCCUUUUUAUGAGUCGUGCAUUCAGGAUCCUUAUCUUAUAUGGCAGCCAAACGGGGAAUGCACGUACCAUCGCCGAAAGACUGGCCUUACAUGCUUGCCGACUAUUUCGCCUCAGAAAUUACCCUGCAGAUUGCCCCGCUUCCCUCAUCCACGUCUCUUCCGCUGAUGAAUAUCAACCACUACACGAGCUUGCCUCAGAAUCGGGCCCGGUCAUCUUCAUUUGCUCGACCACGGGCUGCGGAGAUCCACCGGACAAUAUGGCGGCCUUCUGGCGCAAGAUUAUGAAUGUCCGUCUGCCAGAGGGGCGUACGUUCCCAAUCUCCCUGCGUUUCGUCGUACUGGGCAUGGGCGACUCCUCCUACAGCCAUUAUAAUCACGUUGCGAAGAAACUCUAUCGCCGCCUUGUUCACCUCGGUGCUUCCCCACUUCCCGUCUCUCUUGCGCUGGCGGAUAAAACUCAGGAUAUUGGACUCGGUCUAGCAGACGACUCGGCUCCCGAGGGCAUUGUGGCAUGCAUGCGGUGGUUCAUCCCGUCUCUGUGGAACACUAUAAAUUCUCACUACUCCUCGAGCAUUCAAAGUCUGGGUACACUCAUGUUCCCCAUUACCUGGGAUGACCUCGAGAAUCCAGAAUUUGUUGCUUCGCUACAGCCAAGAUUUGCUGUUAAGUGUGUAAAAAAGCGUGAGACUGAUCCGAAUAUGGUGAACUCCGUUAAUGGAACCCAGUUUGACAACAGUAACUACCUCACUGAGUGGAUAGAGGCCCUUGUACGGCAUGAUAACUCUCUCUUCAAGGGACCGCCUAUGCCAUCAGGGGCCUCAAGUUUUGUUGUAGUCUCAAACGAACGUUUGACACCCGAGGAUUACUUUCAAGACACUAGACUCAUCCGACUUGAAAUGGAGGUAAGCAUCGCAUUCCUGGUGUACCACAAUGGUGUAGCCUACAUGAUAACGGGCGUAGUCUAUUUCUAAGAUCUGUCCAGCUAGAUAUGCCGACUUUUUUGGUCUGUUUCUCCUAGGCUUCGUACCGCAGCCACACGGCGCUAUUUCCAAUCACAUGAACUGCCGAUUUCGUCUAACUGAUGCCAACGCAUCAGGACGAAGAUACACUACGCCUUGUUUCUAUGGCAAGAAGCCUGCAGCUCAGUCGAAAAAAUCUGUCUCUGUAGACUCGUAUUCGGACCAAAUUCUCGACGUUCAGCAUAUUGGGGGGUAAUUGGCGGUGCCUUUGAGGAUGCUAACGCAGUACCCUUGAUGACUUCUGCUAAUGAUCUCCCCGUGAACUGUCGUUUUUUGCUACGUGGACCCACUGUAACAGUAGAAAUAUUGACAAAGCACGUGUUUAGAUUUGUAUCCAGUAUUUAUGAUGUAAGUAUGGUGCAGCAACCAUCAUGCGAAAUUAUGUCACUUGUAGUAGUACUUGUUCUGGGAGCGAAAAUUACAUGGUCAUUCCGCAGCAUUUGAUUGCCUCCGACUCAAAGUUCAUUAGAAUGUCAUGGCAUGUCCCAAAAGGCCGUGCCAUGGGCACGCCUUGAAGUCAUUUCAUCAGUAGUCUAUGGGAUUAUUAGGUUAACGACGGUUAGGCAGCCGCAAGCGACGACGCCCACCGCGUACCCUACAGAGUGGACGCAGCAUCUACCCACCCUGCUUUGGCGGUGAGACAAAGUCAAGAUGACCGGAGGUGGACCUGGGUGCAGUAACUGACAGGGCUACAUGUACCACAUGCAGCUCGAUCUCCACAUCGUGUGCCUGGCUACUGUGGGGACGGUCCGGAUCUCAAGUGCGUGAGAUUACUACAGAGGCCACAUUUUAAAAGAGCUAUCGCAGCGUGACCAUCAGCCCAGGGAAGGGACGGAUUAUCCAGUUGUUUGGCAGUCUUUCAAGCCACGACCGAUCCCGCGUCUUUAUAUAUUUAAACUCAUCAGAUUUAUAAUAUUAAGGAAUGCGUUGAUUUGCCGUACGUCUGAAUUCCCCCAGGUCGGCCGGACUUUAUCUUCUCUGUCCCAUGCACCAAUAGAUUGCUCGAGCCUGUAAAACAAUUGAGGAGAUUGGACGUAGUGCCUGACCAGACUGAACAGCCUGUUUACGUGCGCAGCACACGACCUCGUCCAUACUCCAUAUGUACCACAUUGCACCAGAUGACGAUUCCUGAUUAAGUACUAUAUGCGUGUUUUGCAUGCGACAUUUCGCCCGCCAUGCAGCCGCUGGAAAAGUGGAUCACAUGCUUACUGUAAGGAGUGAUGCAUAGUAUGGUAGCCAGUGGUGUCGUGCACGCGCCUGUUGUGGAGUAAGUUUGCGUAUAGCCUAAGAGUUUGUUUGUACAGACAAGACGAGGUGUCGUGGUUAAGGUGGAACAAAAACUACUUCCCACUCACGUGAGGUGUGCAUGUCCUGACAUGUGUCGUAACGUCCGGCCCACCAGCGAUAGUGGAGGGGUGCAUGUGCCUACUGUCGGAAUGAGUUAGGAUGUUACGGGUGGUGGUGCGCGAUGGGAAGCUAGUUCAUAUGUGGUCUAGGGAUGUGUGGUCUGGUAGAACGGGAUGCGGUCAUUAGGUUUGGACUGUGGUAUUUUACCACAGACGAUCUUAAAGACGCACGUGGCCGAGUGGGUCUAUACAAUGGCUUUAUCGGCCGGUUAGGGGGCUGUAAAAAAUGUAUGUUGGAAUUCUUGAACUAGUUCACCGCUUCCCCUGCGACGAACUCGUAAGUGACUGACCGUACCCUUGUGUAAUGCAACUGUGCGGUGACAGCAAGGGUGAGAAUGGAUUGUGGUUUCUAAGCUGGUGGUGGCAACGAUCCUGUUACUGGUGGCGACGCUGGUAAUGAAGGAGUUUCCGGGUGUAGGAGGUGGGUUUAUCGUGUUGAUAUUGCGAUGAAUUCCGCCUUUAUGAAUGCAUAUGUAGCCAAAAAGACCCAUGCGGUGUUUGAAUGUCCCGGAGCAUAAGCACACACACACACUCCUCACAUGCGUGAGUGUCAAAGAUAGCCUAAGAUGGAGCCGUUAUAGUCUCAGACUCGGAUCGCACAUGCAGCAGUGAAGCUGCAAGGAGAGAAGGUCGAAAAGAAUACUUUCCACUUGCGUGGGAGGUGGAAAUUGGGUGCUUGUGAUCGGUGAUGAUGUUGUGUGGUGCUGGAUUCUGGUGCGGGAUGAUGUGAUGGUGUGGUGUAGCUGGCGGUUAUCUAUCGCAGGUUUUCGUGAAUGCGCAUGUGGCCUCAUAGGCCCAUGCAGUGAGUAAAUGUGUGGGUGCAGUGAGGACAGUUGAUGUGUGUGUCGUGAGUGUAGGUUGGUUCUUCAGGCACUGGUUCACCAUUCACUGUGCGAUGGAUUCGCAAGUGACCGAUCAGACCGAUGCUUGAGGUGUACGGGGACAGUGUGGGCAGGAUAGAUCGGGAGUGUCAGAGCUGGUUUCAGUGGUGAUGUUGGAGCUGUUGUCGUGAAUACGCAUGUGGCCGAAUAGACUCAUUCGGUGAGUGAAUGUGCGGGACAGUGAGGAUUGUGGAAACAGAUGCGGCAUGUCGGUUUAUCCCCCAGGCACUGGUUUGCCUGCCUCUGUGCGAUGGAUUCGCAAGUGGCUGACUAUGUCGAUGUGUGAACUGAAUGUGCGAUCGCAGUGCGGACAGGUAUGAACCGCGUCCACACAGCUGGAGGUGGGGAUGUUGAUGUUUGAAGUUGAUGGGACGUCGGACGUCGCCCUUCGGUGAAGGGAGUACGUGAGGUCGUGUGGUGGUGCUGACCGCUGCAGUUGGGGCAGGGUGGGUGGUGGCGGCGAGGCUGCGACAGUGUAAGUGGCGGUGAGGGGGUGUCGGCCAGUGCGGAGUUUGCGACAAGGGCGAGAGUGAGAGAAGAAGUAGACGUUGUCGAGCUGAUGGCGCAUUGGGUCCGAAGAUAUCCAGUAAGACAGAUGGGUACCCGGGACGUCCGCUGACUUGGUUGGCUGAUUGGGGGCGGUUGAGCAUUGGCGUUGUGAGGUGGGGGCAGUUGUGAUUUGCAGGCUUCGCGUUUGUGGCUUUGGUGGCGGUGAAGCGAUGGGCUUCGUAGAUUGCUGCGCUUCUCUUCACUAUUUUCUUUCACGUGGGUCGGUCCCGGGUGAGGUCUUCCCAGUUGGCCGGAUUGAUCUGCGGGCGCCUCAGGGAAGUCUUCAGGUUAUCCAUGUGGCGCCAGACUUGACUUUCUUGUCAGUGGGAACCUGUGACGACAUCUCCAUAGAAUAGUCAUCCGGGUAGCCGCUUCUCGUCCAUCUGCACAAGGUGGCCGCUCCAGCGCAGUAGCAGUUGUCUCAGCAUGGCGUGGAUGCUGGGGAUUCCCGUCCGCUCCAGUAUGUCCGUGUCCGGGAUCCGGCUCCAGUAUCCGUCGAAGACAACUGAGGUGGAAGUGGGUAAGCCUCCGUGCCCACUUCUUGUACACCGUCCAGGCAUCCGCUCCAUACACCAUUGUCGGCAGGAUGACUGCUUUGUACAUCUGCAGUUAGGCACCGUUCACGUUUAUUUGGGGUGCGACGUAGGCAUCGUCAGGUAGCGGUUGAUUCAUAACCACCGUCUUCUCCGUUGAUGACCAGACUGAAGUUGUCGCAGGCGGUGGCGAAGAGAUCCAUGCCCCUUUGCAUGUCCCAUUCGAAGGUAGCGUUGAGGGCGCAGUCGUCGGCGAAGAGAACUUCAUGGACGGUGGUUGGUGAUACCCGCGAUUGCAAGAGCAUUCGUCGUUGGUUGAGGAGUUGGCCGUCCGUCCUGUAGGCGAUGUGGGUCCCAGGGCGUUCGUCACGGGAGCGUCCAUCAGCAUGGCAGAGAACAUGAGACUGAGGAGGGUAGGUGCGGGAACGCAGCCCUGAUUCACUCCUUUAAACACUGCGAACAGCCUCCUUGUCUGUGACUCGCGCCAUCAUGCCAUCGUGGAGCUGACGUACCAUUUGAGUGAGUCGUUCGGGACAGCCGAAUUUCUACAUGAUUUUCCACAGUCCUUCGCGACUCAGUGUGUCUAAGGCUUUCGUCAGGUCCACAAAGGUAGGAUAGAGGUGUAUCCCUUUCCCCUGGCAUUUCUCUUGCAGUUGGCGGGCGGCGAAAAUCAUGUCAAUGGUUUCAUGAUGACGGUGGAGGCCGAAUUGGCUUUCCGGAAGGAGUCCCUGUACCAGAUGGCUGUUGAGACGGUUGAGGAGAAUUCGAGCGAAGAUCUUUCCAGCGAUGUUGAGGAGGAAGAUUCCUCCGUGGUUGUCGCAUAAUUGGCCGUUUCCUUUCCGUUUAUAGAGAUCGACGAUUGUGACGUCUUUGAAAUCCUGCGGGACUUCUUCUUAACGCCACAUCUGGAAGAGCGUUAUCAGAUGAUCCAUGAGUAGGGGGCACCGUAUUUGUAGAUCUCAGCAGGGAUCGCGUUCGACCCGGGCGCUUUUCCGCUGGAGAGCCGCUGCGCAGCCCUGAUGGUUUCGUGAGGAGAGGGCGGAAGGUCAAGGUGGGCAUUGGUCUCCACUUGGGCCAGAUGGUGGAGGGGCAGUUGAGGACGCCACUUAAGUGAUAGGCCCAUUGCUGUAGAAUUUGUGUCUUCUCGGUAAGUAAGCUACUGCUGUCGGCGCUGAGCAGAGGGGCGGUGCCUUUGGCUGUGGGACCGUGGACAGCCUUGAUCACAGCGAAGGAUCUUCCAUUCAUUGCGAUCCGCGUAACCUUGGAUCUCCUCGGCCUUGAGAGCCGUCCAGCCGUCCUGCAUCUCGCGCAGCCGCUGCUAAACAAGGCGGCGACUACGAUAGAGGGCUGCUUUAUUGUCAUCGGUGGGGCGGAUGAUGUAGAUUUUGUGCAGACGGUUCUUUGCGGCGAGUAGGUUACUGAUGGCGGCGUCGUCGUCGUCGAACCAGUCCUGAUGUUGGCGGCGUGCACGGCCAAGGAAAACCGGAGUUGUUGACCGGAUCGCGUCUCUCAGUUGGCACCAUCAUUUAUCCACGUAGAUGUUCUCGUUAGCGGCGGAUGCGGCGGCGGAGACGACUAGAGGCUGGACAGUUGUUGAGCUAGUUCAUUGCUGAAAUGGGGAAGGUGAGCAGGCAAGACAACAAGGCAAUAUUCAACUUACCUAGAGGUCGCUUACCUAGAGGUCUCCUGCGAGUCUGUAGGCAAAUCUGCAUCUCGGAGAUGACGAGGCGGUAUUCGGUCCACCUGUCGGCAUCCAGGAUGGCCUUUGUCACUAGCACGUCCCACUGGUCUCGCCUUCGGACGAAGACAUAGUUCAGCAGGUGCCAGUGUCGCGACCGAGGGUGCAUUCAGGUGGCGUUCUUUCACGUUUUCAGGCAGUAGGUGUUGGUCAGGAUGAGACAGUGUUCUGCGCAGGUUCGCAGGAGGAGCCUUUGAGUCAAUGGGGGCCCAGCACUCCUUUCCAGAUAGCAUGGUCAGUGCCGACGUGGGCGUUGAAGUCACCAAGGACUACCAGCCUAUCCGCCUUCAACACAGACGCCAGGAGUACGUGCAGGCUCCCGUAGGAUUUGUUCCUCGCCUCGUCAGGGCUGGUCAUCGGGGAAGCGUAGACGCUGAUAAUGGUGGCGAAUUCGACUUCUCGGAGAGGCAGGUGGAGACUCACCAGCCGAUCGUUGAUGCCCUGCGGCAGGCAGGGCAGUCGUCGCACGAUGCCAAUCAUGAUGGCAGAGGCGACACCCGUGUCACCUUCGCUCUGUCUUGGGACGACCGCUGCAGAAGGUGUAGCCGGCACCCACCUCCAGUUGGCCCUCUUCGAAGAACCGGGUCUCGGUGAGUGCAGCCAUGUCUACCUUGUAGCGCGCCAACUCCCUAGCCAUUAGCGCCGUCAUCCGUUCCGGUCGUUUCCUCCUCGGAUUGUCUAGAUGGGGACGAAGGGAACUCACCCCACCAGUCUGGCAAGUGGGGCGGCGGUGAAAAGGCACAGGAAUGGGAGAGUAUUUCUUCUUGCGUUUUUGUUUCGACCACAUGUUUAGCAGUCUGCGAGCUAUGGUUUGCGCGCGGAGGACGUGAACCCACCUCUAUUUAGGGCAUCCUUCAUAGCCGCUUACGUGAUUGCCUGUCACCCUGGCCGUAGGACUUUAGACCGCGGGGGAAGACAGUAGAGUAGAGUUAGCGACGGAUGCAGAAAGGCGCGAAGGAGCAGAAAGGGACAGGUAAUUCAGCCACUAGGUCAGUAGCUUGAUGAGUGCUGAAAUGCAGGGGUUAGCGGGCAAGGACAACCAAGCGAUAUUCAGCUUACCUAGGGGGUCACUUACCUUGUGGCCCCUAGCGAAGUUGCAGACAAAGCCUCAUCUUGGAGAUGGUCAUGCAUGGACUUUUGACCGUGGGGAAAGAUAUUAGAGUAGAGAACAGAGAGGAUGAAGAGUGGAGAAUAGAUUCGAAGGAACAGAAAGGGGCAGGCCCUCCAUCCACGGGAUCAGUAGCAUGCUGAGUGCCUGUGUUCUCCUGCGGGAUUACAGAUGAAGCCUCAUCUGGGAGGUGGCGAUACGGUGAUCCGUGCGGCCAGCGGCGGUGGGAGGGGGCAGAAUUACUGUGUGUGAAGAUGCACACACGGAUGCCCUCAUCUGGUUUAGCUCAGCGGUCGAGGCGGAUGCCGGCGGAUGGCCGAUAGACAGAGCCUGGCUUUGGGGAGCCACGGGUGAGAGCUAGGUGCCAGUUAAUGGACACUGUGUAGUCAGCACCUGCGAGCAAGUGAGCGACCUACUACGACCAUCACGUGGAUCCACAACCGGACACCCCUACACCCCAAGGGAACACCUAGGAUGACGAGCACUCCCAUCUAACCUCUAUUCCUUAGGGCAGUUUGACUGGUUGUAUCCCUUAGCACACCAGAAGUUUAUGGCAGUCGUUGUUUCCUGAGCAUUCUUCGAAAGCUUAAGAAGGUUCGCUUGGUAGGUAAAUUGACCACUUCGGCCACAGUAAGGUUGCGUCCUCGCUGACUGCUCAGCAACCCACAAACUACACUUAAGUGAUUGCAACCGAUUUUUGCGUGCCUAUGCGCUCAAGCACCUUUGGUAAAAAAUUAGCGGAAGGCAUUGCGUUAUAUCAUAGAAAUAAGGUUGCGUAAGCUCAGGUAACCGGAUUGGGGCCGACUUUGUUUAAAGUGCGGACCCAUUUCAAGUGCCUAUAUUUUGUUAUUGUCAAAAUGGGCUUGCGAUAACGAGAAGUUCGGAACAUACUUUCAGAUUGGGCGAUUCACCGUAACCCUUUGAAUUCCCAUUAAACAUUAUCGCGGCCAUCUAGAGCGAUGUCAGUCGGGAAGAAUUACCACGGAAAUUGCGCCCAUAUUCGGCGCUUUUAAAAAAGGUACACAACGAAUUCCUCUCAUAUGAACAUCUUAAGGGAAAUAUUCUCCGUCGACACAGCAAUCACGUCAAAAUAUGUUUCUCUUUGGACUGAAACGGUCGAAACCGAAUAUAUUCAGCCAGGUCCCGAAGUUGGUGCAAAAAUCCAAGACGACUGCAGUUGACUUCAGCAGAAAAUGUGCAUUUCACACCAGCCAAACGAGUAGUAGUAUGCGCUUUGCACAAAACGCAUCACAAUUCUACCGUGGGUACAUUGUGGAAGCGGGGUGGGUCUCCUAGCGUUCACGUGCAGUUUUGGCGCAACGAAAAUUGACCCAUGCCUAUCUGCCUGUUUUUGUCCAGACCCGCCAUCCCCCCACACCCAGAAGACAUCAAACUCACGUCUCAACCCCUUCCCCAAGCCGAACGAUGCACCUACAUACCGACCUGCAGACAGUCUUUGUAUCCUUCCGGUCCCUAUCCGACUGGUGUGAGGAUCCCACGUCAACACUUCAUUUUGUCCGUCAAUAUGCUGUUACCAACAGUCUGUGACACACAAAUGUAGCCAUCCCUCUGAAGAGCCAUACCUCUUGUUAUAUACUCAGACAGAUCUGGGUUCACACCGAACUGUUUUGGUUCGUAAAACAAGUCAUCUACAAGUCUGACGUCAAGGGGGACCUAGCAAGCGCCCAGCUGCCAGGUAGCAAAGUGAUCUAGUAAACAGCAGGGGUAGAUUGACACAGAUGGCAGGAACCGGGCGGAAGCUGUUUCAGGCCUUAUUCGGCCAUGCCACCCAAAGACUGACCAUAUACGCCAACGUGUUUAGGGCAUAAUUCAUUUACUUGACUGGACACUCUACCCAAGGCUAGCUAACGUUGUCAUCUUCUGUACUUAUGACCAGCUCCCGCAAUACAUAGUCCAGUCAACGGAGGUUUGGGGUGUCAUGAAAACAAAGUAACAAGGUAAUCAUCCCUUUUGCUCGUUCGAAACUCCUAAUUGCUAAUCCGUCUCUUUUUUCCUCCCUCACAGACACCUUCGCCUAAUGACUCACUCCAGUUCCUCCCCGGUUCCGUCUUUCACGUUCAACCUGCCAACUCUUUGGAAAAUGUUCUUGCCUUCUUCACUAUUACUGGAAUUGAUCCGAGCACCCGCAUCAAGGUCGAAGUUUUACGGGAAGCCCAGCGACCCGGCGAGCAUAUCGUACCCUUCCCUCUACCUGGUCGUCUAGCUGAUGUCCUGUCUGAUUCCAUUUCCAUGGCUUGGUUAGUCACGUACUACUUUGAUCUCAACUGCCUACCCACACAACUCUUCUUCUCCAACUUUGCUGCCGCUCAUUGCCGUAGGAAGCAAGUUGCCUCCCAUAGCGACAGCAUCGAACGCAUCCAGAUGGAGUGUGACCGUUUAAAAGAACUAGGUCAUGCCUGCACGGCGGAGGCCAUGGACGACUUUUACGAUUAUGUUAACCGGCCCCGACGGCGCAUCGUCGAGGUGUUGGGUGACUUCCCCUGCACGGCGGCUUUUAUCCCUGUCGAAUCGUGGCUGGAUAUCCUACCAGGGCCCAUACACCCCCGACCCUACUCCAUAGCCUCGGCGGCACCAACAAUCGAACUGCUCGUCGCAGUAGUCUCCUUCCGCACACGCAUGCUGACCCUACGACAAGGUUUAACCACAACCUUCCUGGCUCGUAGCCCCGUUGGCAGCCGAAUCUCCGGCUGGAUCUCCCGUCCUGUUUAUGGGUUUGAUUUCACCUACUGCCUCGCCUCGCCAACACAUCCGUGCAUUCUCAUUGGCCCGGGAACCGGAGUGGCGCCGUUCAGAGCCUUCAUCUGGUAUCGACUGACUAAGACCGGUGACGAGACCACCCUCUCUACUCCGCUUAAUGUCCUCUUCUUCGGCUGCCGUUUCUCCAAAAAAGACUUCUACUUCCAAAAAGAGUGGGAGAAGUUGGAAGCAGAGGGGCACCUGAAACUCAUAACAGCAUUCUCUCGUGAUGGCCGCAGUAUGAUCGCCAAAAAUAGAACCUACGUUCAACAUCGAAUCCUGCAGAAUGCGGACCUAGUUUGGGGACUGCUCAGUGGAUUUGGCGCCGCUAUUUACGUGGCGGGAAACGCCAAGGCGAUGCCUGCUGCGGUGCGAGAAUCCCUGGUUGAGGUCGUCCGCGACUGCGGCAAAAUGACCGACCUCGAGGCCGAGGCCUAUAUAAGUAAUCUUGAAAGUUCUGGAAGGUAUCAGGUGGAGUCUUGGACCUAAAAUGCGCUUUUGUGUAAAUUUGUGUGCAUGUAUACAAUCAUUUUUCUUUUGACGCAAAUGCAGACUGUGUUAUGCCUGUCUUUUACGACCACAUUGGUGGUGCGCCCACAUGUACAGUUCUUGAUUUGAAAAGAAUAGAAUAUAUUCCCCAGCGACUAUUUUGGCUUUAUUUUUGCUUGCUUGGGCUUACUUGCUGGUAGUGCUUUUUCAGCUUUGCAUCUGCUUCGCUCUUCUAAAUCCUCGAGGCUUAGAGCAUUGUCCCUUUUUAUAGGUUGUCUGCUUACGCAUGACAUUCAAAAUUUCGCUUAACUUCCUGGUUUCCUUAACGCCAAAUCCAAGGUUUGGUCAUUAGAGCGCGCCACCCCUAAGUUUCUCUUCAUCAGUAUUGUUAUUUUGCUCACUGCUGCUGUGGCACGGUUAAGCAGCACGGAUGCGGUACGGCCCAAAUAGGAGCAAAAAUCAAAGACAGCAGUUUGCUUUUACUAACUGGACGGCAUUUCCAGUAACUCCGCAUUCAACAUUUCUCAGAAAACUCUGACCUGUGACGGUGGUUACUGCUAUCCUCGAACAAACUGAUUUGAAGAACUUUAUAUUUUAUGUCAGCCUGCAGUCAGCAGCGUCGACUUUGCUUAUGGUUUCGUUCUCUUGAGUAUGAUGUAAAUCUGCUUGAUCUGAGCCUUACCAGAAUUGUCAUUGAUCCGAUCUGCCUUGGAACACUGGAGGCGAACCAACUUUUCUCAGAGAUAAAAACACUUCGGUCGUCUGAAGAAUGACCGUACUGAUCAGAAGGUUCUGACUUUGUUCGAGUUUAUCGGAUUAACCAUCUGCGUCGGCAGAGUUAAACCGACUUGGUCUCUGGGAGGCAGCGUAGCUGGGCUGUCUACUGCCGUGCCGACCGCCGCCCGAGCGAUAUUUCCCUUUAACGCGGUAGGGCGCCUAGCUGCGCAUAGAUAUGUCCAACGCUGACUAAUAAGCAAAUAGUAAUGUGAACAAUCUGUCCACUAUCUGGCUAUGGUCUCGAACAUGAUUCCGGAACUUUCGAUAAGCAUACCUAUCGAGUUAACUCCUAAAAUACGACUUUAUGCUUAGGUCUACUUUUCUUUCGUGAUAAGGCCAAGUCAUUCUGGAACUUCCAUGCCUCAAAAUGCCCCUUUUUCCAGUGCUUUAUACAAUUUCACCGGGUUUCAAACUCGGGUCAAAUAGUGGCAUUUUUCAAAGUUUCAUCCCGCUCGAUUGAAAAGAUUAAUUAAUCUUUUAGCCGCACCAACUGUAUGACCUCCUUGCGUGGAAGAAGUAUGGUUUGCAAGCAGUGUGUGAAUACCGCAACGGGGCUUUCAUAACUGCCCAAAAUUCAUCUACCUGCCUUUGGGGCUUAUUAUUUGUCACGAAGACUCUGCAGAACUUUCACACACGAGGAGUGGCGCUAAAACCUCUUGCGCUUGUUAAGUUGGACGUGAAGAGCUUAUAGUUCAAGGCGCAGCGUAGAUGUAACCCCCAAUUUCGGUUUUAUGCGAUUUUACUAACUCUUACCCCACACUGCUCGCCAUCUCGCAUCAGCCGACCGUUCCGCAGACAAAACUCAACAAGUGGCUGGUUUGGAAGGCGAGAACUUACGGUAAUCUGACACGUUCAACUCGCUGGUGAUAAUUUUAUUCUCUAACGCUGCCCUUCGUCGCAGUCUAAAGCGUAGGAAAACUCAACGGCUCUUUUUCAAAGACAAGAGACCGGACUUUUUAAAUCCUUACCAAAAGCCAACUAAUGAUUCCGACAGUUUCAAUCGGAUUUCCGCGCCCUUAACUCGUCAUCUUUUUAGUUGCCGACUGUUUUUUUUUCAGUCACAGCUGCCUUUAAUUCGGAUUCUUUCGCUUUUUUCUGACUGCUAUUAUUACAAGAAAGGCUAGUUCCUUUCCAGGUGUUUGUGCGACUUUCUAAAAUUAGGUGUGGUGCGCACGCAUGUGGCAGGUGUCGGGCUGAGAUUUUACGCCGAGUCAGCCGCUGCACCCGACCUCAUAAUUUCCAGUGGCUUGGUUGGGAUCUGCCACGGGAGUAUCAUGGGAGAAGAAGGAAAGUGUGACCCAGCCCUUACUUCUCACUCUGUAAGCAACGUGGUUAUCCAUUAGCCCAACUACUGGCUACCUGGUGCUUCCACAGGUGGCGGAUAGUGGGAAGGCCUACAGCGAAGGUUAGCAGCGAAAUAAGCAGACGCUCAAGUUUGACGAAUAAGCAGUCGCGGACCGGCAGAGACAGUGCUACCAGAGUGCGGAGGGCUGAGGUCCGGCACGCCGGCAGUCUUCUAAGAUGCUGCAGAGCCCGAUGGCGGUACCGCGUUACGGCGACUGUGAACCGCCAUUAAGUAAAUUUGCUUACUAGCGCUACCUUGUGGUUAGGUUCUUGAGCCAAAGCGCUAGAGGCGGCAACUUCGAACAAACAAUCCGACGAGCUGUUGGAGGCCCGCCUGUGCUCAAAAUUCCAAGAACUCGCGCAAAUGUCCGACUACGGUAUGGCAACCCAUGCUAGGGCGUCCGCUGGAACCGAGGCGUACAGCAGCCCUGGUCCAGUGUUGCGGGCGAAUAGUAUGCAAACUGGACUACUCGACCGGUAACGGAUUUUUGGUACUGAAUGCUGGGAUGUGCAAACGUUUCUGGACCCUGGUACGCAAGGUCUGACCAUCCUCUUGUUCGCACACGCCUGAAAGUUCAGUCGUCAUCAGUACCCCAAAUGCAAUCCAUCACACCCUCGCUCUCCUUUGCAGCAGAAUUCCAUCCCUCUCCAGCCUACGCAAUUUCGGACGACCUCCCUUCUGAGGGCGAAUCUGUCGAUAAAAUACGGAGGCUGCGCAACACCAAGGUGCCCGAAGAGGACGGUAUUUCCACUGGAACCUACAAGUCCUAUGUCGACAUUCUGGCGCCCCGGCUCUAUCGAGUAAUUGAACAGGCGUUGAGAGAUGGGAUAGUUCCUAAUGAAUUUGCCUUGGACGUCCUUGUGCCUGCAUUCAAGAAGGGAGAUAAGAUAAAGUGCAAGAACUAUCGCGACAUAAGCCUCAUCGACGUUGCUGCGAAGACCUUCACUGUUGUCGUUUCCGGACUAUUUCAGUCUGUGCUUGACUCCAGGGCAAGACACAACCAAACCGGAUUCCGAGCUGGGUGUGGCGCUUUCUGGAACCGUGCCAUGGCCACCACCAACCGACGACCGUCUGCUUUGUUGACUUCGCCGAGGUGUUCGAUCCCGUCUAUCGCAAGUCGUUGUGGCAAUAAUUAAACUAGGUGAUGUGCCUAUGGACCCAUUGCGACAUCUCCAUCUUCAUGACGAUCCGCGUGUACCGUGCAUCCGUCCGGUCGGUUUUCCUCUACGCGUGUGAAUACUGGGCUUUGCGCGUGGAAGAUGAGCGAAGACUGGAGGGUAUUUACCACCGCUGCCUGAAGGCCAUCCUUUAAGUGACGUACACCGACUUCGUCUAAAAUGAGACAAUCCGCAGUUGCUGCUAUAAUAUUGCGAGGAUAUCUCAUGCCAUCCAAGAAAGACGACUGAGGUGGUUUGGGCACGUUCUCCAUCGUCAGUCUCAUGAGCUCAGUUAUACCGCCAUCGAUCCGGCGCCGUUGCCCACCUGGAGGCGUCGAAGAGAAGGUCAACUCAAGACCUGGCUCAACACGGUUCGUCAAGACAUGGAAGUGGUUCUCGCACCCUCAGUAUCCGGUCUUUUUCUGUGGAAAGGCGAAUGCGUAGGGCUGUACAGGUCCGCUGUUGCGAAUCGUCACACGUGGUGAGGUACAAUGCGUGACGGCAUCGACGCCGGUUACAUUAGGCAUGGUCACAACCGCACCAAGUACAAGUAUCACGACGCGCUAGCGGUCGUGGCUCGGAAAGUCGCCAACAGGCAAGGCUAAACUGACUGAGGACCAGGUUGCAGUGUUUCCUUAGUGUUGAUUUAUGCCAUCUUGCAUCAUUUAUUUGAGUUCGAGUUUUAUGCUACCUAACUGGUGUGCGUUGAUGGACCAGCAUGCGCGUGGCACACGUAGACAAACGCGUUACACUGCGCCAGUCACUGCCCCAACCUCAUCUCCAGCAGACUUGCCUCGUGCUUGUCACUGGUACAAUCCGAGAGCGAAGAGUGAGUAAGACUGAUCAAACACGAAACCCAUUCCCAACAUCCUCACACUCAUAAAUCAGUCGCGCUUCUGAGUGUAACGAUGCGCUAAUGGUCAGGGCUUCAGAAGUUAACCGCCGAGGGGACAACUCCUUUCAACUCAGGACCGCAGCCUAGGCCGUGAUGGUAUCUUCUCAGAAUAGCCUUUACACUUGAGGAGGAGCACGUGUGCGGCGUGUAAAGAUAGGAGUUCAGUCUUGUAAGCCACUACAUAGCCACCCAUCCUCCAGCUCCCUUGUUCCCAUUCUUUGUAUUUGAACAUUUUGGGCUUUGUGAGAGAUUCAGCGAGUGAGAUGAAUGCUGUCCGGGUCUCCAGAUGACACGCAAGUUACCACUGCACCCUAGGGGAGGGUUGUGGUCUUCUCGUCUCUGACGGAUUAACCAGUUUGCGUGAAGCCAACUAGUACGCGAGCGAUUCUUUAACGAAGAAGGUGCUUGCUCAUUGAUUUCUCAUUAUUUGCUCUUUUUUGUCUCAGUACAGUCCUUUAGGAGGCUAAAUUAGCUACCUCGGACUUGUACUCUCAUCGUUUUUGUGUUGAAUGAACUGACUACCCGAUUGAAAUUCUGUCCUGUUCUCCUUUGCUAGGAACUCUCAUUCCAACUUCGCAUUAGACCGAGUAAGAGUCCCAUAUAAGGCCUUUCCAUAGUUUCUAAUGUAUUCUACAGUUACUAUACCUCGUUAUCUGGGACAUCCGAUAGAUUGGAAUAAACAGUAUCAGCGGGUCAGUUUUCUCCUAAGCCCAUACCUCUGUUGGCCAUUCUGCAGAUCCUGAGGAUGGUGAUAGCGGUGACAGUUUGUUUGUUGACCUUGAUGAUGAUCACACCUGCUCCGGGGCUGGCAGUGACGAAUUGAAUUUUGGUGGGGGUAAUUUGCAUUUUAUCGGCCUCACUCCAUCCCUUCUAAACCUUUCAUGUCCCAAUGGCUAGACUAGGUCCAGAUAACUGGGAAUGAAUUGACCCGACACAAAUUCGUCGUCUGCGCGUGCCGCGACACAGUCAAUCAUCUUACUAUAAUUGAUACAGGGUCCACAACACUUCACUUGUUUUGGAAAGACCUGCCUCGCAUCCAGAGCUGUCUUCGUCCACUAAUCAAAGCAAUAACCGAACAGUGGCCAUGAAGUCCAAAAGUGUCUGCUAGUGCUACAGACGUGAUCCGGGUACGAGGUGGGGUCGAGAUGGACUGAUCAGGUUGUACUGCUAGACAUUUGAUGUGGCCGUCCUUGGCACCUGUACAGCCACUAUUUGUGCAUGCAUAUGUGCAUACACUUAUUCCCUUUGUACUUUGAUUCUUCCCGCAGUGUGCAUGCCUGACUAUAUCACAAUUUUCUCCUAUCCUGUCUUUACGUUUAGGCGCCAUGGCAGCUGUUGUGUGUGGAGCCUGGGCGGGUUUCCAAGAGUUUCUUCUGGCCCCAUUUGGCCUUUGGAGCAUGCACAAACAGAUUGUUGCUCGCCAAACAGUCGAGCACGUCCCCUCCGCCCCUCUUCACGACCAGGCCCUGCGUAGACUGCAGUUGCAGGCCGCUACACCCAGCCGUCAUGGCGAGUUCACCUCUAGAAGACAGCGCUCCCCUCUCUUGACGACGACGACGUCGACUGCCACGAGGAAGACGGUCUGCGGCGAUCAGGGCCUGUACUCUUCCCUCGAGGAUCUGAAGUUGGCAGCGGAGGGUGGGACAGGUGACCUUCAGAAUUCGGCCCAGCAGCAGCAUCUGCCUCUCCAGUCUUCGCGAUCAGAUGGGAUAUUCAGGCUCCUUAGCUAUAUUUGGUUUUACAACAUGUUGCUUGUCUUUGUAAGCAACCUGAGUCCGUGCAGUUUUUUAAUUGACUUAUCUUUGGAUGAAAAAAUGCAGUAUAUGCGCUAUCUCUUGAAAUGUUAACUGAAAUCCGGAAAGAUGUAUUCGAACAUAAAAUAUUAGUUAAGUAUGGUCGUAAUGCUAACUGUCACGCAGCAUAAUUACAAGAUAUCUCAGUCACGUCAGGAUACCGGCUUUUGGACGGGCCUCUCUUCUGCCGCCCGCAAAAAUGGCUACUUAAGCAGCAUGGAUUUUUCGCAAUGAUUUCCGGUGCCCAUGUAAAUUCAGCUAUAUUUUAUAGAGAACAUGGAAAAAGCAUGCUUUUUUGUACCCAUUUGGUAGCAAAUUACGUCUCCUUUAACUUUUCUACUUAAAGGAGAAGUAUAAUUCAAUCUUAAAAUCCUUUUCAAUUCCAAAGUAAUUUGAACCCUACCUGCCGUUACACUUGAAUUUAGGGUUUCCAAACUACAAGCUGUAUACCUCGCAUGUAGGGAAAACCAAACUUUCCUAUACGCCAGCAAGAGGACGUCAUACAAGUCUCAUAAAGUUUUGUUAUGAAUGUGAACUAUAUUGUCCACUUCACAAACAGUUUCAAUAAAUGUCUUGAUGCAAUGCUGCAUGAUUGGAUAUUUCCGGCUCCUAAGAAACCCGUAAUUAUAAACCUAAAACCGAGAGAUACUCUUUCUUCAUGUAUGAAAUUCAAAGACGUAGUUCGCUACCAAAAGAGCACAGAAAUGUUCUUUUAUCCAUGUCUUCCUUAAAAUAUAUUCGACUUUAUACAAACAUCAAGAACCAAUGGGAGAAAAUGCAUAUUGUUUCAGUAUUCAUUUUUUACAGUGUAUUUUAUACAGGCGGCCGGGAAAAAGCCCGUUCAAUAGCCGCCAUCCUAACGCGACUGGAAUAUCUUAGGAUUAUGUCACACGUUAAUUAAUAUGUCAACCUUGCUUAAGUAAUCUUUCCGGAUUAAAAAUACAUUUCAGAAUUUUAUUCAACAUUUCAUGAGAUAGCACAUCAACUGGAUGAUACCGCUUAUCUUGGCUUUGCCAGUCUGCCAAUUGUUGUGUCCGCAAGGCCUGAACGCCAACGGAACCGAAUUCGUGUUGCAGUACUUUUUUAUCAUAAGAAGCUUCCUUCUGUACCCACUUUAAUUAUAUAGUAGAGUCAACCCGGGACUCAUCUCAAGACCAGCUUGUAAAUCCCGUUAAUCUGUCUUUUCUUCUGUCUUCAUUUUUUCCAAAUAUGCAUAUUCAUGCGUUUUUCCAGGGUGCGGUGACAAACUUAAGUCCACUUCUGAUCCACUAUUGCAUAUUACUGGGUCUGAUGAACGGAGAACAUAUGUUACCUAGGGGUAAUAAACUGGCAGGUGCAGCGGUCCCACCAGGAGACUAAGGUGGGUUGAAGCUCCUGUUUCUUUGCACUACCUCGUGUUCUAGUAUUGGCUACUUUGAGGACGUGUAGAAUAGGGGUGCCAAAAUCUACCCACAUAAAAAGCUCCCCUGUAUCAUUAGAUUUUUUAGAAAACGUUGUCGCCCCUUAAACAUAUUUAAAGUGGUGUGCGAUGAAACAAACCAAUGUUGAUCAAGAAAUACUAGUUUUAGUGGCGCAUUUGGGCCCAAAUGUCGUUUAAACAUUCGGUUUUGUUGGCAAUUACCCUUGUGCAUCAACUCUUCUGUCCUAUUGGCGAGUUCACACUUGUUAGGUGGUCCAAAUAGAGUUUUCAACAGUAAGAAUUGCGUCCUUUCGUUUCUAGAUCUCUUCCUGCCCCUGACCUAAUUCCCACGCAAACGGUGCUCAUAUUUAUCUGCCAUUAACUCGCGCUAGUUAUCGGUUGUUCGCUUGAUUUCAGUAGUCAUUCUCAAGUCGCCUCUGGUUAAUGAGGUGUUUACACUUCAUGCAACAGGUGGGUUCACUCAGAUUAUAUAACUAACAAAUAGCAAAAUGGUGCGGUUGUCUCGCUCGUCAACGUUCUUUCGGGCUGUGUUCAUUUAAAGCACCGUAUCAACAUGAGAAACGGUGCGUGGCAUCAGCUUUGGGUGAGUUUUAAGUGCUGAUUGCUUUUUGAGAGAAUAAGAAAGCCCACCGGUUUUCCAUCCCUCAUAAAUAGCCGGUUCUCAUUUAAUCGCAUUAACCAGAUCCUCAUAUUUGUUUCACAUCAGGACACGAAAUUUCCCCUCCGAUCUUGACCCCAUUAGUACUUCAAUUUUUGCGACUCUGGCCGCACGUCUUUCCGUCACAAACGCUUUUGGCGUUUUAAAUGACGAUUUUAUUUAUUUAAUUUAAGUUCACCUUCAUGGUAUGUCCGAGACAUCACUUUCAUCUGAACGGCACAGGUGACUAAACUUCCAUUUGACCCUGUCACAAGGUCUGCAUCUCCUGCUGUAAAAAGACAGGUCACACUCGCCUCUUGCCUCUCUGGGCUGCGACUUUUGGCUGAAAUGUCAUUUCCGGCCGAAAAUAACUACGACCUUACGCUUUAUAAGGGCCUGAUUAGCUUGCGAGUGUAAGGAGUUUGGAGUGAUAGGUCAAAUUGAAAGGCCAUUACAGUAGAUGUGCUAUUUCACGAAGCGUAAACCGGGGCUAUAAAGUACGUUUUCGAUUCGAAAGGACUACUUAAGUAGGGCUUUAAUAUUAAUUAUUAUCAAGAUAUUUCAGUCACGUCGGGGUGCUGGCUUCUGGACGAGCUUUUUUGACCGUCUGAAAAAACUACAACUCGUAAAGAACCGGCUACUUGCGUUGUAUGAUUUUUCCGAUCCAUUUUCGAUGCCCGUAUAAAUUCAAACAUUUUGUUGAAAAAGUGGACAAAAGUAUCUUGUACUUAUUUGGUAGCAAAUGAACCCUUUAAAUUUUAUGCUCGAAGAAAGGGUAUCUUGCGGUUUUAGAAGCUUCAAUUUCUGAAUAAUGUAAUGUCUCACCCGCCGUUACACUUGCAUUCGGCGUUUGCAAACUACAAGCUGUAUACUUUAUGGGCAGCAUUAAUAAAUGGACGGAUCCGAUGCUUCAUGGAUGGACAUUUGCUAGUCUGAAAUUGUCUUGUAAUUAAAAACUUGUCAAAACCGAAUGAUACCUUUUCUUAAAGUAUAAAACUUAAAGAAGACUCGGUUGGAUACCAACUGAGUUCAAGAAAGUGUAUGUUGAUUAUGUUUUUUAUACAAUAUAUCCGGACUUAUAGGAGCGGUGAAAAUCAACUAGAAAAAUUCAUACCACAAGAGGGGUUAUUUUUUGCGGCGUAUAGUUUUUGCAGGUUACUGGAGUGGGGGGGGGGGUUCAUUCAAAGCCGCACAAUGAUUAAUGCUUCAACCCUACUUGAGUAAUCUUUUCGAGUCGAAAGCAUAUUUCAGAAUCUGGGCCAAUAUUUCAUGAGAUAGCACAUCUUAUUCUGCGCACUGCAUACGAUCAAGAGAAAGAGGAGGUUGGCUCUGUUACUCAGACUACCAGACUAUCAUAUUUCACUUCUUUAAUGAAGCAUAGCGCUGCGAAUUUAGGCCGCACUUGGUUUUCUGGAACACUGCCUUUUAAAAGUCCCAUUUGUCUACGAUUUCACCUUUAAGUAGACUCAUAAAUGCUCCUCGAGCCACCGGCAACCAGGAUACUUCUCUUGCUCUUUGUCUCAACUUUAAACUAUCGCAGAUCUCUUUGGGGAGUCAUAUGUGAGUUCGCCAUGCCGAAUAAAAGCAGCACACGUACUACCGUAAUAAGAAUGAAUGUAAAAACAUCAGAGCACGGCUCUCCUCCUCCUCCUCCUCCUCCUCCUCCUCCUCCUCCUCCUCCUCCUCCUCCCAUUCUUUACCAUCCUCAGCAUCAGCAACCGUCCUGUCCUUUUCUUUAGGUUAUGGGACUCGCAUUCCACGCACUUUCAAUUAUUGCCAACUGUUCUUUCGGUGAGUGAAUUUCCGUGUUUUCAUCUGGCUGUGUGGAUUUUCAUAUUGCUUCGCUUUAACCCGCAGGCCCGGCGCCCGUGUGCAAUGCGUAUCGAGUGUAGUGCUUGGUGCAUCGGCUUCCGUUUUAUUCUCCUUUUUUUCUAUGCGAAUUUUCCGCGUAUUUCACGGAAUCUGUUUUAGCUUGAUUUUCAAAUAUUUUCGCUUCCCUCACUAAAGUCAUGUUUUUUUUCACACUGUCAGCUUUCCUUCUAGACCCUUUUGCUUACGGUCCCAUGGCUGGUCAGACCUGUCCGGCUGCAUUCAUAGUGAAAAUGCUUGCGUUCUUGCCAGUGGUGUGUACAAAUCAUAACUGCGCUGCGUUUCACAUUGAACAUCGAAAAAUUAAACUAAGCAUCUUUCGUUUUUUUCCCCAUUGAUUGCUGUCCAGACAGCUUAAGAACCAGGCAUAAUAUUGCUUCCCUUUCCUAUUCACAGGUCUGUUUCGUUAAAAAAGUACAAACCCAGCCAAUAGGGCGUGAAGAUGCUCGUAGAAGGAACAUCACUUGUCGGCGGUGGCAAGCCUCGAGGCUGGGAGUUUUUGCAACCUUUACAAUUCUUUGAGUUCAUUAUCAUGAGCGCAAGCCAAGCAGCAAUAGAACAAAGUUAAAUUUACAAAGGGACAGUGUCGUGUCGUCUCCUACUCUUGUGACCAAUUACCGAGGCGCAGAAGGGCAGAUGAUAUUUGCCAAUUGGUCCACGACCAGAGUCCAACGCCUCGAGUCUAUCACAUGCGAUCUUGACUCCGGCUCAUCUAAUUAUCCUCGUCGAAAAAUCGAAGACCGAUCUGCUGUAGACUAAGAAAAGGAGAUAAUAGGUCUCCUGCUUGGACCGCCAGGUUUUAGUAAUGAGUACUACGGCCGGAAUUUUGCCUCGUUUGGCCUGUUUAAUUGAAUUUAAUGACGGAUUUUUGCCCGUCCGGAUUCAAUUGGUCUUCGUGGCGUAGAGUUUGGUGACAUCGUACCCUUCGUGGAUGUUCAAUGACGGCAGUGAUCAAUAAUAAUAUCGACAGAGGUUGGCGGGACUUGAGUGAUCCUUCCCCAUCCUUAUCUGCCGUACCCGAGCCCCGGGACUGGGGAGGGGAGUAGAGACCUAGAACCCAUUCGCGUCCUGUUGCUGGAACCAUUCAAAAUCACAUGGAAAUGCUGCCUCCCCGAUGUGCUGGUAGGGCAACACUGCGCUCCUUCCUUUCUGCUUCCUGUGUCUUCUUAGGCCUGAGCUUUGAGGUAUGACCGUGUGACGGUGGAAGAUAAGCCAUUAAUGGUCAUUGCAGUCCCCGUCGUGUUUUUGGUAUCCCACCUACAUUUUAGUGUUGUUUGUUAGCAGUGACAAUAUUCAGUGGAAGGUGCGAUCGUUGGAACAAGAGGUUUUUGGCAUGACGUUUCAAAUUCUCACUCGAACCCAUCACCAGAGACAGUCGACGUGGCAAUAUUAAUAGUUUAAGGCGUGAUGUUUGUAUCGACGAUAGUAUUGGUGGUAGCUCCAAUAGUUUUAUAUAUUGUGUGACUUUUCUGACGGGAGCGGUAGCAACACCAUCGGAUUCCAUAAGGGCAGUGAUAUCACCAAUAGCAUUAGUAUCCGUAGUGCGUAACAGCACACGUGACGGCCGUAUUUAUUGGAGGACAGCGAAAAAAAACAAACUUAACAGUGUACGUAUUAACAGCACAGUUUGUGGCCACGUCGUGGGACAUUGAUUUUUGGCAUUCCCAUGCACACCCUUUCGCCGCCGACUCCGUGAAGCGCGAAUUCCUUGUCACCCUCUCGCGAGCUAGCCCUCAUAGAGGUUUAGCAGUGGCGUUUCGGUAUGUCGUCGUCUGCCUUUCGUCUAAAUGUCACAGUCAAUAAAAUACACGCCACCCGCUCCCUCGUCCUUUCCCAUUGACUCGUUUGUCUUUUUUGCCUUGGUCGAAAUAGGAUUUUUGCCGGAUGUUAUAUGCUGUUGGUGGAUUACGUUUUGUACUCCCAUAUUGCAUCUCUGGUGAAAAUUAUAGUCAUAGGUUUCUGCAUGGGAAACUGCCUUUGUAACAAUUUUGCCGGGAAUUUUAGACGGAAUUACGGAAAUUAGUCAAGUACACUGUGUUGUUUUGAUGCGGUCAUUUUUUACAUGAUGAAUGUCGAAGCCCCCCAUUUGCCCGCUCCUUGAAACAAUCCCCUCUGCCACCAGAAUAGUCUACUUUGUGCACCAAACGUUCGUUUAGCUUUGUCCAAGACGCUCUUUCCAGCUGUUUGCCUUUUCGUCAUGUUUGACAACCCGCUGAUACUAGUGAAUUUGAAGAAGGCUGUUAAAAAUGUCUCAGUCGGUACUCUUGCAUGUUUUUAUAUUCCUAACUGCAUUUAUCUGGAAGCUUUGGGGAGUGAGACAACACAAAGCUUUUGAUUCUCCCCUUUCUGGGGUGUCCGUUGUUUAGGAAACUAUGACAAGGUGAAAUCACCAAAACUUUUAUCUCAUACCAGCAUUCCUUACCGAAUCCUCCCGCCCGGGUUAAAGAGCGAUAUGAGGCGCUGAAAGCAAGCAUUUGCCCCCCCCCCCCUGUGAUCCGUCGUUUCUCAUCAAAAUUCUGCGUAAUUUUCAUCAAACAUUUCAUGACCCAGUCCUGACAAACAUGUACUUUCGACGAUUUCUCUUCAUCUUGGUAAAUUCAUAUGUUUAGCAAAUACUUGUUUGCUAACUUAUGUCAUCCUCUAAAAGGCUCAGGGAGAGAAGGGAUGGAAGUGAGAGGCAAGCGUUUUUAUGGCGGAAGAUCAUUGUGAGCACGAAGUUGCAUGGAGUCACCUAGUUUAUUAUUUUUGAGAGGACUAUUUCUCUUCCUCGUCUUUCCUGCUUCUAUAUGUCAUUAUUCCCACUUCGCUAUCUUCUAGGGCUUUGGCUCUCCAGCCUGUGGAUCGUUAGCAUUCCCUGCCACCUUAUAAUAAUCAUCCUGCAGAAUUUCAUCUUCCUUGUCAUGGAGCUGGUCAACGUAAUUUACCUCAAGGUAAGACCCAACUUACUCCUGGUCUCUUGUCUCCUCUGCUGUCUGUUUUUGAUUUGUGCUGUCUUCUCCAUGGCGUUGGUAAUUAUUCAACCUCGCCACCCCCCCCCUCCCCAAAAAAAGAUCCAGCUACAGAAAAACAGCUAAUUGUCUGCAUUUUCUUAUUAGUCAUUUCGAUGGCAACUUAAAUGCGCAGGUCGGAAGAUAAUUUAUCCAAAGCUGACUUAUACUCGCCAAAUUGUCUUUUAAAGUAUUCAAACCUUUAGUCUGAUCCACAGCCACCUGUACACGGCUGGCCACUGGCCCAUUCUCAUCACCAGAUGGCUUACAGGCUCGAACGGUAGGUUGGUGCAUGAGAGUGAGGCCAACCCUGGGGAAUCUAUUCCCACGGUACUUUAGUACAUCCCUCGCUAUAAUAAACCGGACGAGCUUGCAUCGGUCAGGAGGAGUAAGAGUCGUGGCUUGCAAAGUUGCCCACUGGCAGGGUAACUUGGUCCCUCUUAGUCGGGUUGCAAUGGAUCCUUUUUAAUGUUGCCUUCUCGGCACUGCCGCCUAUCUGAGCUUCGAGUCUUCCCUACUGAUAGCCGGGUACAUUUAAUGGAGACCAACUCGUGUGUGGUGUGCGUUGGCGGGCUGUUUAGCUUUGUCGACCACUGCGCCCAAGGUGGGCAGGGGUGAAGAGAGAGCGACAGCUGCUUCACUACAAACUCAUUCGUGUGCAAGUCGCCUGUGCUGUACCCACUUCGAGGGACGCGUGAUGAUAAAAGUAGAUGUUUGCGACAGUUGAACUCUCACAGGCGAAGAAAAAACAUUUGACAUAUAUUACAGCAAAGAGUGAAAUGACACUCUCAGAUCAUACCAGAGCCCCACGCUACAAGUGCCUGCGACUGCAUCCAUUGAGCCGGUCGCUUUAUUAGUUGAGAUGUGAGCUCGCACUCCGUUGACUGCAGUGUGAGAUAUUCCAGUCUACGUGGAGUUGCUGCCCUCCACCUAUUUUGUCUGGUCACAGGACGAAGUAUGGACGUUCCGCUUCUUUUUUCCCUGAGAUCUCUUGUAGUUCUUUCUCGGGCGCAAUGCAUGCAAAUAGGCAGUAUGGGCCUUCUGACAUUUUGUGAGGCAAUGCGCAGGCACUGCCUAGGCAGAAAGACUUCCUUCAUAUCAUUGGCAUAUUACAUAAGCCUGAACUGAUUUGCUGACUUUGAUAGACAGCGUUGAACCUUGACAGCACACUGCUCACACUUGCCUUCAGAAAAAUGUUUGAUGCCAUCACCUGUCACCCGCAUGCCUCUCCGUGUCGUCGUUGUUCCUGCCUCUCCCACUACUCCUUUUUUUUCUUGAAAUGUCACCCGCUGUUAUAGAAGAUCUGCGAUCGCAUAGGUCUCAUUCAGAGCAAGCGAUCUACCUCCUCGCAUGGGAGCAGGAAACGAGUUGGUAGAGAGAAUCCUGUGGAAGCCACCGACUAUCUCGGCCGGACAGUCUCCUCCUCGCGAGAGAGCUCCCCUGCCCCUGCCUCAUCCUGCGUCCUAGGGGACGCACACAGCGACCCCCUGGCUCGUAAGCCGGCUCUUUAUGGGAUCGGAAAAUCGCUGAUGGACCGCGUCUACUCUCUUCUUUUCUUCAUCAUAUAUCGCCUCCAGGUAAAUCUGGGUCCUCUUUUUCAUUACCGACCUUCCUCUCGUCUGAAAUACGUUACCAUGGAGAAUCGGUGCCUGUCACUGAGGUUUUCAACAUUUUACUCGUUAUUUCUUAUUCUGCCUUUGACAGCGCGAGGUUUAAUUGCCCCUGCUUACCUGCUUGUGCCUAGUAGGGCUAUGACUAAGCCUCAUUUAUCUGACCUCGAGGAUAUCACAGAUUGCACCAUUUCUUGCAUGACGGUCAGCGGCAGGGGAUCUGCACAGCUCGAUCUAUUCUUUUCUCCAAUGACGUGGACCGAAUACCUGUAUACUUCAUUCAAGGGAUCGUUCUCAGGCGACGGCGGCCAAACACCUCCAGCUCUUGUUCUCCACCCAAAUAACCCCGCAAUCGCAGUGUCAUAGGAAGACCGAUCGGGGGAAUGUCUUGGUACACGUGGAUGUUUGUGAGGACCAUAAUAUCGCUACAGGUUCAGAGCUGUCCAAGACUUGCAGAAACCAUGCAAAAAUCACUGAUUUUAGUAACAAUCUAAUCCUUUCUCUGCCGAUCGAAGGCAAGACUUUUCUGCCGUUAUGCAGUUUGUUUGCUGUACCAGAGUACCGAACACUCGGGUUGAGCAUAGUUAGCAAACCUAACUGUCACGUAUUCACUUUUAAACCGACCGCCACGAUCGCGGCAACUUUACCUCGGACAGGAGUCCACAGGGUCAAUGCCACUUGUGGGUUAAUCCUCAGUCGAUAAGGAUGCGCGUUACCCGUUACUGUUGCGACGCCCUUUCACUUCUGGACCGGUAGGAACCCUCCAGUGCCGCAUCAUUCACUUAAAUUUUUGUGAAUCACAAGGCCAGACAGAAGGCCUCCCGGAGACGCCAUAACCCUGCCUACGCCCUGUCAGCGACAAUCAACUGCUAGUACUGUCUUAUAAUCACUGCGAAACUAGCGUAAACGAAUCAACCUACUGCCCCCAAGCCUCCCAUCGCGCAGGCACAGGUGGACAUUACCUUCAGUCUAAGGCUGCCUAGCGUCACUUUGCCACUCGGAAUGUUCAAGCUCUGUAAUGCCAUAUUACUGAAGACGUUACUCGGUAAAGUCCACUGGAUUUCCCCUAGGCUUCUGGGCGCACGAUUAGUGAGGUACGCCGGCUUGCCUGACAACGCGCUUGGUCGUGGCGCAGUCGAGAUAAAACCCGCGGCGGUGGCCGUGCAACGGGACAGAUGUAAAAUAGUAACCGUCAAACGCCAUCGCAACCGACGGUCAUAAUUCUGUCAGGCCUGUAGAGCCAUAUAGGCGAUUCCGCGGGGACUUGAUACGGACUUUCCGUACCGUGGGUUUUUCUCCCUGCGCCCUCCCUUUUGAUGACUUCUUCCAACUCGCAACUGCAAUCAACCCUCGGAGGCAUUCCUUCAAACUGCGUGCACCCUAAGGAAGAUUGGAUGUGUGACAGACACAUGCCGCAUCAACAAGCGGACUAUGUGACUAUGUAACAUUAAAACAAGAAUUCUUCUGUGAAACUAAGUUUUUUUCUACCCGAUGCUGUAGCUUCCUCAUGUUGUCGCCAAUUCCCCCGAUUUGUACGUAACAAAUAGGGUGUUCAACCGCGUAAGCCUAUUUCUCCUGAAUACAAUGAACUGAACGCACCUUGCAGGCGCACCACCUCGCCACAGCGCAGAACACUGUGGCCUGGCGCAUCAGCUACACCACAAAGACCUAGUGAAUAGUCUGAUCUGGCAGCCGUGAAAAACCAUGAGAUAGCUUUAGCUGCCACCGCUGAUUGAGUUCCAGAUCACCAAAAGACCAGAGAGGAACAUUUCGAAGACAAUAUUUGAGCGACUGUUGAGGGCCCGAUUUUGUCGAAGAUCUACGAAACUCUUCACGAUCACUGAGGUCAGAUAUUCCAAGCACUGUCACAGCCGUUUCAACCAAGUAAUGUGAUUAAACUCUAGAGCUGAUAAGCUUCAUCCUACAUAUCCUCUCACUGGGACUGCUCUUCAAUUUUUUGCAACUCUUCUGACGGAAUUUUCUCCCACUCUUCAUCAUGACGUUCCGAGCUGCAUAUGGACGACAAGAAUUUUCGCUAUAUACCCUGCGUGACCGAUCUCAUGAAAUGUUGGCCAAAAUUCUGGAAUGCGUUUCCGACUAGGAAGGACUACUUAAGUGGAGUUGUUAUACUGAUUAUCAUGCAACAUAACCCUAUAACAUUUCGGACUCGCAAGGGUGUCGGCUUUUGAAUGCACUUCUUUUUGAUCUCCUACAGAAACCACACACGGUAAAAAAUGACUGCUUAAGUACCAUGAUUUUUUUCUAUUGACUUUCGAUGGUCUUAUAAAUUCAAAUAUUUUUUAUAGAAAAAAUGCAUAAAAUAUGCUUUCUUUUGCUAAUUUGAUAGGAAAUCACAUUGUCUUCAUAUUUAUGCCCGAAGAAAGUGUAUAUUUAGGUUUUAAAAAGUUUCUAAUUAUGAGAUUUUUAAGACCGUUUGAUGUCCAUUCCUGCAAGGUCGCACAUGUCCGUUUACUAAUGCUCCUCAUGAAAUGUACAACACAGUCCGGGUCCAUUACAAAACUGCAUGAACUCUACGUGGUGUCUUCUUAAAGACAUAGAGGAAUAUAUGAUUUUCCUUACGCGGAAAGCGUGCACCUUGUAAACUGAAAUCGCUAAACGCUGAUGCAAUGACAGAUCAGGCGCAAAAUUAUUCGGGAAUUGGGAAACUUUUUAAAAACCUAAAUACACAGUUUCUUCGGGCAUAAAAUAUGAAGACAAUGUGAUUUCCUACCAAAUGAGCAAAAGAAAGCAUAUUUUUAUGCAUGUUUUCUAUAAAAUAUAUUUAAAUUUAUAAGACUAUCGAAAAUCAAUGGAAAAAAUGCAUGCCACUUAAGUAGUCAUUUUUUACCGAGUGUAGUUUCUGUAGGAGGUUAAAAAGAGGUGCAUUCAAAAGCUGACAUCCUGAUGAGUCCGAAAUGUCAUAGGGUUAUGCUGCAUGAUAAUCAGUAUAAUAACCCCACUUAAGUAAUCCUUCCUAAUUGGAAACGCAAUCCAGAAUUUUGGCCAGCACUUUAUGAGAUCGGUCACGCACUGUAUUUACCAGUAUUACCACCACGUGUCUUCUCACUUAAGAAAGGCAUGGAUCAUGGCAAACGUGGUUGUUUAUCCACCGUAAUCAACAGUGGCGGCCCGUGUGAUGGGUAGCGUGCCUUCAUGGUCGAUAUUACGAUUAGUUGGAAGUUGUCCAACGAGUGCCUCUGUUGACCCUAAAUGCCCGUUGACAGUGGAGAUAGAUUGAAGUAUUGUUAUAGUCGUCUCUGGGCCUGUCAACUAUUAAACCGCAGUAUUAAGACCAUUUGGUCAAUUAGUUGAUGCUUUUUCCCCUUUGACGAUAACAAAUUUAGUCUAAUUUAUUUAGGUUAUUAGUUUAUUGCCGGACUACGAUGACUCAUCUGUGUCCGUCCUGCAUAAUACAAUUUUCCGGCCGUUCUUUAUGGUUUGCUUCAAAUGCUGCCAUUUACCCACUUAAACCUGCCUUUCCUCCUCCAAAGAUAUCGGAUUUCAGUUAUGAGUUCUUGUUUGUUUCUUGCAUUUCACGUAGUGGAAAUUGGUGGGUGCGCUUGUUCCUCUGACUUGGUUCAACUUCUUCAUAAACUCCACCAGCCAGGCCUUCAUGUACGCCUGCUACGCUUACGAGUACUUUGCCCGGCAGACUUCCGGUGAGUUCAGCCGUUUAUUUCCAUUUUGCUGCUGUUAAAUUAAGUAAAUCAGAACUUCAUACCGGUUCCACAGUUGCCAUGACUCAAAGCCACCAAGCCAGCCACCCGCAUGUAAUUACCUUCGCCAGGACCCACCUCCGUGGCGCCAACUGGAAUUGUGGUUUCACUCUCCCCCUCACCUCCCCAAACCAGAGCUACAGCUUAAUUAUUUACUUGCCCGUAUCUUUUAAUUCAUUUCUUCAAUAGCCAUAUGAAUGUACAGGCCUGAAGAGAAUUUAUCGAAAGCAGACGCAUACUCGCCAAAUUGCCUUUUGAAAUAAGCAAAUCGUUUUAUUUAGCACCCACAAGGACACUUUUAUGGUAGGUAAAAAUAUAUUUUCGAGCGAAGCUUAGAACGAGUUGGCAAACAUUACAGAAGUAGAAGUGCUAACGCAUAUACUUCUUGGCAGCUGGAACAAGAGCUUUAUUCGCCUGACGUUUCGGAUUAUCGCUUGAACCCAUCAUCAGAGACAGUGACAGAUCCGUACCCGUCACUGUCUCUGAGGAUGGGUUCAAGCGAUAAUCCGAAACGUCGGGCGAAUAAAGCUCUUGUUCCAGCUGCCAAGAAGUCAUAUGCGUUAGUACUACAGGAGCCAAAGAACACACUUCCCACUUGCCCGAGAGGUGCCUAGUUCGUGCCUGCGGUAUGUGGUGUUGAACGCGCUCAUGUGUGAUACACCUGUUGAUGGCUUUGUAAUGUGGCUUAAUCUGUGGUGCUCUACUGCAGAUUUUCAUGGAGUCGGCUAUACUUUUAGACUGGUAACUGUCACACCACCGCUUGAAACAAUCGACCUUCUAGGCCUCACCGACAGAGGUAAGAAGAGUUUUUAGCUCCUGACUGACCGCCAGAAGACUGUGGAACACUGGACUGUCCGGUAGUAUAUCUGCUUAUUGAGCCUUCACGAACGCUAAUAAAGGCCCGACUUCAGCGCCAGCUGGUAAAAAUUGCUUCUGGUCGACGUCAGUGUCCAGGCCUUGCAGCAGCUGAAAGGUAAAACUUAGGUCGUCCCUGAGAGGAAACUGAUUUAAAACACAUUUGUUGUGGGUAUUCUGGGAGCUCCACUUUGGGUGCUACUUUUUGUUACGCAUCUCUGAAUUCAUUCUACGAUGUGAAUGUAGUCGGUCAGUCGUGGACCUCCAACAUAAAUUCGGCUUCGUAGAUGAAGCACAACGAAAGUUUCUAAAAGUUCUCCAAACGUGCAGGCCCAACUGGCUCUCUUACGCAUUGCUGCGUUUUAUGGACUGCGCCGCGCAACUUAAGUUAUCUUUUUAUGGGGAUGCCAAAGUCCUUUUGAUCAUGAACAGUUUCUGGCGGAAUUCCAUGGGGCAAGUGUUUCUGGUGUGUCCUCUUCCUCCUCUGCCUUACUAAGUUCAAAUUCACUCGUGUAAUCCGGUAAGUUAAGUUUCGCACACUACCCUUCACUCCGGUUAUGUAAUGUAUCCAUGUUUCUUUUCAGGAUGGAGGUGUUUGUUUUGUCCUUUAUAAUUAUCCUGAAUUUCAGGUCAUCUUCAAAUAGCACUACCUCCGGCCUUGCCCUAGCCGCCAAAUUAUUUUUAUGCCGAAUAGACGAGUAGCCCGAGAACGGAUUGUUUAUAACGUCAAUUUAUCAAGAUCCAACCUCAGUGUGUAUCUUUCCAUCGUAACGGUUUCUUCCCAUUCCCACACGAAGCUUUCAGACUAAUACGAUAGAUUAUCUCUAAAAUUGCCGUCAAACAACUUUUGAGGGUCCCGCUUAUACGGAACCCUGUUACGUGCACAAAAUAUUCAUUUUUCAAAGUUUUCGUCCACUCUUCGGCUUCAUUGGGAAUAUCCACGAUGAAGGAUGUGUUUUGACAAGAACUCUGCCCCCACGUUAUUUGCUUAGUGCUCUCAUCCAAUGAUUGAAGUAAUUUCUUACUUGGGAAUUUCCUCCCAGCCCUAAAGCAAUAAUCGAUGUUGGUCCUGGUGAUAUAUCUGGACUUGGGUACGCCAGCAAGUGGACUAGACUCAAUUUCAUUAUAUCUGCUUACUAUCACUUAUGCUUUAACAGUCAAAAGGACUGAAUGAGCCUGGGCAGAACUUGCGUUCUCCAUAGUCCGUUAGCCUUUGUGUUAUUUUAUUUUCGCCUUUUUCGGUUCCCAAGCAACAUGAAUCUGAGCUUUUCCUUCUAUAGACACAAGGCUUUUGGGUUUUCGUGACGACUCAGGAUAACUCCUAGAGACUUUUCGACCUUUCUAUCGACCAGUGAUUUUGCGCUCCCUUUCGUUCGUGUCGUCGUUUCCACAUUCCACCUGUUCACUAGGAUUAUUUGUAUUUCGCGAAACCUUUUCGAGUCCGCUGCACUUUUUGUUCCUCAGAUCUGUUCUUACGCAUGACUCACUUUUUCCUUGGCUGUUGUUUAUUGAUGAUUAUUUUCAGAUGCCACUAUCGACCUCCUGUUGCCACAGAUAGUUGACUACUGGCCGUUCUUCCUUGGUUAUGGUCUCCCGUUGGGCACUCUGGUCUCCCUUUUUCCCGGGCUCUUCGGUUGGGGCGAUCUCAUCAUAGCCUUCACCUACCCACUGCUGGUAAUCGGUGCCUUUCAGGUCUCUUGGUCGAGAGCCCUAGACGUGCGCUGCCGCGUGCCCACCUUCACCAAGUCCCUCCUCAUCGCCUCGAUGCGGCCGAGUCUUUGGAUCACCAACUGUCUCCUCUCCCUCUUUGGCCGCCUCGGCCUGAGGUUCUGUCUUGCGAGGCCACCAAAGUCAGCAUCUACUGCUGCCUCCGCUGCGCCCCUCACAUCUCGACCACUGCCCUAUCCUCGUACUGUUAAACCCGCUUCACAGCGGAGCCAGUGUCGACCAGUAGCGCCGACAGCCGGCUCCAGACCACCAAAGCACUUUUGA